Nezara viridula (southern green stink bug) is the source of this 786-nucleotide messenger RNA. NCBI's taxonomy places the organism in Eukaryota, Metazoa, Arthropoda, Insecta, Hemiptera, Pentatomidae. The record is from the annotation of a GenBank genome assembly.
AUGAAGUUUAUUAAGCUGUUAAUUUCGUAUAUCUUGGUGUUUGCUGUCAUAUCAUUUAUUUUGUUCUUAGUUACUUUGACUUUAUGUUGGAUGAGCUAUAAAAAUUCCUUACAAGAAAUUGAGCGUUUAUCAUUCAUUGAUGGAUUUGUAGAUUCACUUGUACAUACAUAUUUUUAUGGCUAUUUAAAAAAAAUAAUUCCUGACCAUGGGACUGGAAUGGGAGGUCUGGAUGACAAAAUAAGGUUAUAUAAAGAAAAACAAAACCUUUCAGAUAAAGAAUUUCCAUUGCAUAAAAUCUUCAUUAUUAUAUGUGCUUCUGGUUUUGUACCACCUACCCUGGAAAAGAUUGAUAACAAACGGAUUGAAGCUCGACAGCAUUUAGAUCCAUCAGUUUUUAAUCGUGCUGGCACAAAAGGUCGACUUUAUGUAAUAUCUGUUUAUAAGGUUAAAUACCGUAAUUUAAAGGAUCACAUUACAGUUGCCAUGGAGGGUACUCCCCAGUUACUUACUGUGCUUGACGCUUCUAUAGAGUAUCCUGAAUUAAAAAACAACAAGAAACAAGUUAUUGAGAUGUUCUAUAAAAAAUUAUCAAAGAAAUUAGCUGACAAUGCAGAAUUCCAAAAUUCUUACGAGCUUGUAUUUUACAAUGAUGACCCUGAUAAGCCAGCUACAUUAGCGGAUGAAAUUAUUCUUAGGCAUAUUGACAAAGGUUUAGUAAAACAACAAGAAGCCAUGGAGUAUCCUUCAAGUAUAAAUUCAGUGAAUGAAUCCUCCAAGUUGCAUUGA